This is a messenger RNA of Camelina sativa (false flax), 1969 nucleotides long. The record is from RefSeq and is a predicted model, not a curated record. NCBI's taxonomy places the organism in Eukaryota, Viridiplantae, Streptophyta, Magnoliopsida, Brassicales, Brassicaceae.
UUAUCAUCUUCUGAAGAGAUCUUUUCUCCGACCGAUCUCAAAACUUGUUUCUGUUCACCUCGAAGAAUCUCUGUAGUACAGACUCUCUGUACUAACCUUUUUCUUUGAUGCUUUCGAAUCUCUUGUGACCUUCAAAAUUGAACACUUUUGUCACUUUGAUUUCGUCUAGUUUCACCCAAUUUCAACAAUUCUCGGACUUGAAUUAGUCUUAAUCUCAAUUCUUCUUAGAGAAAGUUUGGUCCUUUGCGUGCUUGUAAUCAGCAUUUGUCUGUUUCCGGGUUCUAAAUCUCUUGACACUAACAAUGCUUGAGCGCAAGAAAGGGAAACAUAAUCUUAUGCCCUGUUGAUGCGAGAGAGUAAUCACAAUCUAUUGCUCGGUUAAAGAGAGAAAAAAUAGAUGAAGAAAUCGAAACUAUAACCGAGCCUCUUUGUUGUGCACAAGAUGCUCUUAUUAAAGUCCAUGAUGCAAUUGUAGCUAGUGCUGGAGAGAACACUAAGAAUAAUAUAAGUACCGUCUAGUCAAUGUUAGUGUGAUUGGUAAGGCUGGUUCCAACAUUAAGACUUAAGAGGAUUAGAAGUAGAACUCGAGCUAGUGUUAAGGUUGUUUCUAAAGAUGUUUCGGAUCCUUAACAUGCUUGUGGUAUGGAGUAUGACAAUAUUGUUGUGUUAGUAUCUCAAAUUUUCGCACUUUAUUACGUCUUUGUAGCUACUUUUAUUGAUGUUUUCAGUCUAUUCUCUAUCAUAUAGAUAUCUGGUGAGUCUGAAUCCGUGAAGAAAGCACUUUUCGCUGUUUCUGCAAUCAUGUACAAGAUCAAUCCUCGUGAAAAGAUUCCUCUAGAUUCAACCAGCCAAGAUGUUACAGCUAGUAGUGUAGUUUCAUCAGAUUUUUCUAAUUCUGUUUACUCAAAUCAGGAUCAUAUUCUUCAGCACAAAGCGGGUGUUCCGUCAUAUUUCAAUGCACUACAUGUAUCUGACUUUCAAGGUUAUGCAGUGACCGCUACAUCUCUCCCUGUUGUGACUCAUGGUUUUGGCGGGUUUUCCACAACACAAGAGUUGGUUUUGAAAGUGUUGUGCCCUUUGUCCAAUAUUACUCGUGUAAUCGGGAAAGGAGGAUCAACCAUUGAAAGAAUAAGUAAAGCAAGUGGUUCUCGUAUUGAGGUUAAUGACUCAAGAACAAACUGUGGUGAUGAUGAGUGUGUUAUCAUCGUCACUGCUACAGAGUCUCAUGAUGAUAUGAAGUCUAUGGCUGUUGAAGCGGUUCUUCUUCUGCAAGAGAGUAUCAAUGACGAUGAUGAUGCAGAAAUAGUUAAGAUGCAACUUCUUGUUCCUUCUAAGGUUAUUGGAUGGGUUAUAGGGAAAUGUGGCUCGGUCAUUAACGAAAUAAGGAAAAGGACCAAUGCUAAUAUCCAUAUCUCGAAAGGGAAUAAGGAUGACCGCGUUGAGGUAUUGGGUGAAGUCAGAAGUGUGAGAGAUGCUCUCAUUCAGAUUGUUCUAAGACUUCGAGAAGAUGUUUUAGGAGAUAGAGAUACUCAAUUACUCAUGACUUAGUUUCUAAUUAACAGGCAGAAGAUAACGGUUUAGGAUCACUUGGUCCAUACUCAUUUGGAUGAUUGUCUUCAUCUUCUGUUCUUGAGAUUCUAAUCCCGGCGAAUGCAAUGAGUAAAGUUAUAGGCAAAAGAGGAUGCAAUUUGGAAAACAUAAGAAGGAUAUCAGGAGCGUUGAUAGAAAUUUCUGAUUCUAAAACUUCACAUGGUGAUCACAUUGCUCUCCUAACAGGCACACUUGAACAGAUGCGUACGUAGUGCAGAGAGAACUGUUCUGAGCUUUUAUUAUGUCCACUUGAAAAAAAAUUAUAGUUUUAGGAUAUCAUUGGACCGAGAUGAAAAUAUUUUGCUUUUUGCUUAUUCUCAAUAUAUUAACGUAAUCAAAUAUGUAUAUGUUUGUGUUGAGCACAUGUACAUAUAUAGAC